Molecule: messenger RNA, 529 nt
Organism: Aphanomyces invadans
Lineage: Eukaryota; Oomycota; Saprolegniomycetes; Saprolegniales; Verrucalvaceae
Exons: 2
Coding region: 52-387 (111 amino acids)
Cellular component (GO): centrosome; ciliary basal body
Source: RefSeq, a predicted model, not a curated record
GGGGUGCAUUAGGCACUGCUUCAUUCGCGGUCGUGGUCAGAAAAGGUCAAGAUGGCACAGCAGGGAGCAUCCAUGCAGAACUACAAUAAUGAGCUCGUCAAGUGCAUUGAGGACCUGCGGGAGAAGCGCGAGGAGGUGAACCGCAACAUUCUCAAGGAGGAGGAAGAGAAGGCCAAGAUUCAAAAGGAUCUUACCGUGCUCACGGACCGAUUGAGCAAGAUCAACGAGACCCUCGCGCGCAAGACGCAGGCACGGAAUGAAUACGACCGCACAAUCCAAGAGACUGAAGCAGCGUACAUGAAGAUCCUUGAGAGCUCGCAGACCCUCCUCCAUGUCCUCAAGAGAGAAACCGUCCAGCUCACCAAGAAGAAGCAAACCUCCACGUAGAGCUCAUUGCGUCGUCGCAAACGCCGCGCCGCGGCGACUGCGUCACCAUCUCGCACGCUGAUUCUGUUUUGUCAUGGACCUUGCCAUUAGUAAUACUACGCAAUCCUUACUAGUAGUGCUAAAUGUAUACCGUGAUGGAGUG